This is a messenger RNA of Kogia breviceps (pygmy sperm whale), 3572 nucleotides long. The record is from RefSeq and is a predicted model, not a curated record. NCBI's taxonomy places the organism in Eukaryota, Metazoa, Chordata, Mammalia, Artiodactyla, Physeteridae.
GGAGAAUUGGGAACUGGACAGAUGGAGAAGGAUGGGGUGGGGUAAAGAUUUUCAUGCUAUACCAUUUUAUAUUUUUAUUUUUGGAUCAUAUGAACAUAUUUCCUUUUUGUUAAAAAGAAAAAGAGAGGAAGAGAAGACGGCUUAGUACUGACACUUGCUUUCAUCCAAAUGUUGGUAAGAAUGAGUGUCUUUGUCUAUCUGUAUAUGACGGGCAGGGAAAGCUCCGAGAGUUGCAGAAUUCAAUAGUUUUAUUGAUAACUGCUCUCUGCUCAUUGGUAGUGAGAAUGCGGUAGAGGGAUGUUUCAGAGAAGGAAAGCAAAUGCAUAACUCAUCUCUCUUGAAAUCUGCCAACUAUGGAUUCAUUGUCUGAGUUCGUUUUGUAUAAAAAUGAAAUUAAGUGUUUUGUUUAAAAAUUAGGGGAUACACAGAAAAAGAAAAUUAGACCUUCUUAAGGACUGCAAGAGAGAGAGAUCUUUUCCACAUAGCUCAUGGACCACAAUUGUGCAGCAUUCGUGAACUUGACCAGUGGAGCAGGGGUCUAGGGUAGGAGGGGAGCCUUUAAAACAAUUUGAGAAACAAUGGCACGAAAGGAUAACACCAGAUCAGGGCUGGAUUAGCCGUAUAAGAAAAAAGGCAGGAAAAAAAAAGCUCUUCCAGUUUGAACGUCAGAUAGCUGGAUUGAGAUGAAUUGGUGGCUUGGAGCAUUCCAGGUACCUGUGUACUUACUAACUAGUUAUUUGGAGGGGUGUUUUAACAUUCUCGGUGUGCUCCAUUUUAUUUUAUCUUUUUCAGAACAACUCAAUCCUUGGGGUUUCUUCUCUAGUGUUCCGUGCAUCCUCUGGGGGUCAAGCGCUGAACUGGACUGCUGUGUGGCAAUGGGAGAUGCGAGGCACAGGACGCGGAUGCUGUUGGAAUGCAGCCUCAGUGACAAGUUGUGUAUUGUCCGGGAGCAGCAGUACGAAGUUAUCAUCAUUCCAGCGCUGCUGGUUGGGAUCUUCCUCAUCCUCCUUGGCGUCAUCCUGUGGCUUUUCAUCAGAGAACAAAGAGAGCACCAGCCGUCUCCUGCACUACGAAGUGUUGCCCACGCGCCUCCAUCUAGGAGCCUAAGCUGGGAAGCAGCAAGACCUGAAGGAAGUGUGUUUGUACCACUUAAGGAGACAUCGGUGGAAAGCCUUCUACGAACUUCCACACAUGCCCUGGCUAAGCUGCAGGUGCCCCGGGAGCACCUCUCUGAAGUUCUGGAGCAAAUCCACGAUGGUAGUUUUGGGACCAUCUACCGAACCAAGAUAUAUACUGGGGACCCUGAUAAGACCAAGCGUGUUGUCCUCAAGGCUUUAAAAGAACCAGCUGGGCUCCAAGAGGUGCAGGAGUUCUUAGGGCGAAUCCAGUUCUACCAGUACCUGGGGAAGCACAAGAACCUGGUACAGCUAGAAGGCUGCUGCACAGAAGGGCUGCCGCUCUACAUGGUGUUGGAGGAUGUGGCCCAGGGGGACCUGCUCAGCUUCCUCUGGACCUGUCGCCGGGACGUGAUGACCAUGGAUGGCCUUCCGUAUGACCUCACAGAAAAACAAAUAUAUCACAUAGGGAAGCAGGUCCUUUUGGCUGUGGAAUUUCUCCAGGAUAAGCGUCUGUUCCAUGGGGACGUGGCAGCCAGGAAUAUCCUGAUCCAGUGUGAUCUCACUGCUAAGCUCUGCGGACUGGGCCUGGCUUAUGAAGUCCACUCGCGAGGGGCCAUCUCGUCUGCUCGCAUGGUACCUCUCAAGUGGCUCGCCCCAGAACGGCUUCUGCUGAGACCAGCUGGCAUCAAAGGAGACAUCUGGUCUUUUGGGAUACUGCUCUACGAGAUGGUGACUCUAGGGGCACCUCCAUAUCCUGAAGUCCCCCCUACCAGCAUCCUACAGCAUCUACAAAGAAGAAAAAUCAUGAAGAGACCCAGUAGCUGCACACACACCAUGUACGGUCUCAUGAAGUCCUGCUGGCGCUGGAGUGAGGACAGCCGCCCCUCACUUACAGAGCUACACUCACGCCUAGAAACUGCUGCUCGAACUGCAAAUGACAAGGCUGUGUUGCAAGUACCAGAAUUGGUGGUGCCUGAAUUGUACGCAGCUGUGGCAGGCGUCAGCGUGGAGAGUCUCUCCUAUAGCUAUAGCAUCCUUUGAAGAUCCUGGGGCAACACACAUUUUGGGGAGAUCAUAUACUCUGGGAACCAAUUCCUCCAAGAACAGAGACAAGAUUUUCUAGUGGGACAUAGAGGAAGGAACGGGACACGGAUCCCGCAUCUUUCCCUACACAUUUCCCUAGACACCGGAGAUGAUGCUAGACGAGGCUGCACAUACCAUAUACCCUCGAGACUGAGAAGUACAGUUUCAUUUCUGUUAUCCCAGUCCUGCAGAUGCAGGGUAGAUGGGAUGGACCGUGUCAAUGCAAGGGAGGUUUUACAAGUCUGCGGUGUUUGUCGCAGCAUGGCACAGAUAAGCUGGUCCCUCCCACCACGGGCUGGUUUCCUUUGAAACGUGAUUUCAUCUAGACUAUUAUAAGGUCCAGAAAAUUGGAAUCAAAUGAGGGAAGAGAAAGCUGAUAAAGAAGUUGAUGAGAAGAAAAUUGAAGGUUCUACGUGCUCAGGAGUAUAGAUGAGAACCAAGGUGAUCCUUCAGAGAGAAGGGGGAGGAAGGACACACAGGACUUCAUUCCUGGUCCAUGCAUGCAGGGCUGAAGGAGAACCAUUAAGGAAGACUUCUGAGCUCCCCCUAAGGUGUAUAUAGGAGAAAUAUGGUCCCCUUUGAUCUAAUUCUGAGGUAGGUGAACCCUGUUGGUAUUAUUUUAACUAGAAGCUGGAGGGGUCAUUUCAUGAUUAAGAACAUUCAACAUGUACUUUUCAACAGUCUGGCUUCCUGGCCCCUAUGAGACUAGGGAGACUGAGACCAGAGGGUCAAUUGGGUCGAUGAUGAAUACACACUGUGUAUGUAAUAAAUGGGAAAUGUGGAAAUCAAGCAAAAGUGCUUAGUAGGCAAGGACGUCUGUAACCAAGGGCUAGAAAAGGAUGUAACCUGAGAUGGAAGGAUGAUAGGUUCCCAUUUUCAAUCAUCCAAUGAUCUACUGUGGAACUUAUUUCAUUAAAUUCAUAUUUAUUGAGUGAAAGUAGGCUUUUCAGGUUAUACAGUUGCCCAAAUCUCUCCAAUAGGGAGGAUGACAGUAGAUAAAUGAAACCUAAUGUCAACAGAAAAAUUCAAGAGGCAGUCUACGCUGUCAGAAAAGGGAUUCCUCAUGCGUGAAAAGGGGAUACUACCUACCUCACAGCGCUGUCAUGAGGAUUGAACGACAGUAUAUAUUUGCACCGUAUCCGGCACAUACUAUGUGCUCAAUAAAUGUUAAUUUCCUUACUCUCAUCCUUACUAGCCUAGACUCUUUCAUAUCUUUUUCAUUUAACACCUAUGGUGGCCAAAAGAGAACCUCAGUCUGUCAGCCACACUGCAAGGGAGGACACGCUUAAAGAUGAUGGUAUGGUACAAAUACCACUUGACUAAAAUGAGGAAGUCAUAAUUUUUGUGUGACCAUCUGGGUGAUGACAUCUC